Lycium ferocissimum is the source of this 568-nucleotide messenger RNA. RefSeq names its product non-specific lipid-transfer protein 13-like. Gene Ontology annotation, molecular function: lipid binding. The coding region runs from base 15 to 392 and encodes 125 amino acids. The record is from RefSeq and is a predicted model, not a curated record. Lineage: Eukaryota; Viridiplantae; Streptophyta; Magnoliopsida; Solanales; Solanaceae. Gene Ontology annotation, biological process: lipid transport. The transcript has 2 exons. Gene Ontology annotation, cellular component: membrane.
UAAUCAGCAGAAACAUGGCAACCAAAAAUCUACUAGUUUUUGUUGCACUAGUUGUGGUAGUGGUUCUAAGUCCAUGCAAUGCAUUGAUCAGAGUCCUUGAAAAAGAUGCAAUUUGUGAAGAUGUGAAUGCUUGCUUUGAAUAUUGUGAAAAUUUUGUAGACGGGAUUACUGGACUUCCAACCCGUGAGUGUUGUGACAACUUAAUGAUAUUGAAUGGCAAGGUAAAAUACGAGGACGAUGGGGUUCGUAGGUAUUGUUCAUGCAUCGUAGACUUCAGUAAUAGCCACUAUCAUCCUCCUUAUCUCCAAUCCAGGAUCGAACAACUUUAUUUAAUAUGCGACAUUCAUCUUAGCUUCCCCAUCUCUGAGCACAUGGAUUGCUCUAAGCUUUAGUAAGAACUUGUAGUUGAGGAGGAGCUGUUCUCUGGGGUCUAAUGCUAUAAUAAUUGUUAAAUAUUUGUACUUUCAUCUUUUCCUGAACUUUGAAAGAAGUAUGAUGAUGUGUAUUAUAUCUAUGUUUGGUUAACAAGGUUAAGUUGGAAUUUAUGGAGCAAAGCUUUGUGUUUCAA